GCCAAGAGUGGAGCCCUUCGCGGCAAGGACCGUUGUCAUAAAUGGCGGCGUUUGGAAAAGCGGGGUGCGAGAUUUGAAAAUGGAGCAGGCAAGUGAUUUAACUGUCGCGAGCGACGCCACGUCCGUAUCUCGGACGCCGGCGCGGGCGGACUUUGUGGAUUGUGGCGCCUCAGAGGGUAGUUCUUCGGACCUCUUCGCUGAAGUGGAGUCGAUAGCCGCUGGAUGGAUGCUGGAUUUUGCCUGCCGCUGCCUGUGCCGCCAUUUUUGCGAGGGGAACCGGAUCGACUUCGAGAGGAGCAGAGACUUGGCUCUGGCUGUUAUUAAAGGGUUGCACAAAAUAGAACCUCAUCAAAGGGAAACAGUGUGCCUCUGUCAGCUGUUGACAUAUAUUGCGGAAGGAAAAAUAUUUGAUUCUGAUUUUGGAGAUGACCAAAGACUUUCACCACUGGAAAAUGCUUUGUCGGUUUGGAUUUCAUUCCUAAAAACACAAAGCAAACAAGAUAAAUUGCAGAAAGAUAUCAAGUACUUAAUUCAGAUUCAGGCAGUGGCUAUAUAUAUGGAAAAAGGAUAUUUUCAGGAGGCUGCAGAAGUGAUAGAAAGACUUUUUCCAGAAUCUUCCUGCAAUGAGCCUUUAAGAAUGAAGCUUUCUGCAGUAUCAAAACAAAAAGAUCCAUAUCAUCCAUUUCUUCAAUUUUUCAGUUUUAAUCUUUUGACUGAGAGAAUUAAAACUUAUAUCAAUAUUUUCUUGAAAAAAGAAACCAACAAUUUUUUAAUGAAGGAAGCUACAAAAGAGGUGAAAACAAAAAGUUCAGAAAACAUAAUGGUACCCAUACAAUGCGACAGUACAGUUGAAACAAACAAAGAAAAUCAUUUGGAAAACACACCAAACACCGUGUUAAAAUUACAUAAACAUUCCUGUUCUUUACCUGGUCAAUCAUUUUGGAAACCAAGGCAGAAUCCGAUUUCCCGCAAGCCCCAAAAUACAAAACGAAAAACUCUUCAAUGUAAAAAAAAUCUGAAAAAUACUACAGAUGCUCUACAAGAUGAAUUUCUGCCAGCUUGUCAGAAGAAAAAGCCAUGGAAGUGGGAAGAAGACCAGAAAUUAAAGAAUGGUGUACAGAAGUUUGGAGUUGGAAACUGGAUGAAAAUUCUUCAGAAUUAUGAUUUUAAUAAUAGAACCAAUGUUAUGUUAAAAGACAGAUGGAGAACUUUAGUUAAGUUAGGCUUGGCCUAAAUUGUUUUUUCCUCAGAUACUCAGCCUAUUAUUUGCCUCUUUAUAUUUUGAUGAUGAGGUCAUGUCUUAAACGAAUAAACAGGAACCAUUUUAUGCAAUUAUAGUUCCUAAAAAUAGUUUUUGGUGUCUUCGUUGAUUCUUGAAAAUAUAGAGGUGAUAAGUUGUUAAAUUGAAGUCUGUUACCCAGUUAUCAUCUGAAUAAAUCUGCUUAAGACAAGCAACUUUAGAUUGAUUUACUGUAUUUUUUGGAGUGGUAAGACACACCGUUUUACCCCCCCAAAAAAGGGUGAAAAUCUGGGUGCGUCUUAUAUUCCGAAUGUAGCUACGCCCAGCUUCUCAAACAGGUUUCAGAGGCUGAAAAAAGCAUCAGAAAUGGAGCUUCAGAAAAGAAGCCGAACAGAGCUUCAGAGGUUUUUUUCUGAAGCUGUUUCGGAGGCUUUCAGAGGGAGAAAAAAAAGUUUUUUCUGAAACAGAGUUUCAGAGGCAGAAAAAAAAGCAAGGCACAGAGCUUACAACCAAGGAAUCUGUUGCUAAAAUUCACCUCUGGGAACAGCUGAUUGGGGGUAUUCCGGGAGGCCGAUCUACCUGCCAAUCAGCUUUUUUCUUAUUUUCCUAUUUUUCUUAGUUUCCUCCCAAAAAAAUAAGGUGCGUCUUAUACUCCGGUGCAUCUUAUACUCCGAAAAAUAUGGUAACCUUUCAUUCUGGAGAGCUUGUAAGAAAUUCAGGGUAAUAUCUUGCAGGAUCAUACAAAUACUGCAAAGUUAAGACAUAAGUAGAGUCUUAAACAGACAAGUUUAAGAUCCAUGUUGGAUCUGUUUAAUAAGGACAUCUUCAUUGUUCUAUGCAAACAGGACAGGGAGACUAAAUUUUUCAGUGCAAGAAAUACUUUAACAAAGAAAUAAUGCUUUAGAACAUAGGAAUAUUUCUGCAACUUUUUCCAUAAUAUUUUUUAUAUGGCUCGGAGACUGAUAAUUUGGCUGCCUACAAUACUUUAUUGAGUUAACUAUUCAAAUAUGAACCCACUAUGUUCAACUUGUGGGCAACACUGAAGUGAAAUGUAGACUGUACGUCUGGAAAUUCUAACAAAUAUAUUGUGUUAUUAAGUUCAA
Pantherophis guttatus is the source of this 2343-nucleotide messenger RNA. RefSeq names its product telomeric repeat binding factor 1 (gene TERF1). Lineage: Eukaryota; Metazoa; Chordata; Lepidosauria; Squamata; Colubridae. Gene Ontology annotation, molecular function: telomerase activity; microtubule binding; G-rich strand telomeric DNA binding. Gene Ontology annotation, cellular component: nuclear telomere cap complex; chromosome, telomeric region; nucleus. Gene Ontology annotation, biological process: negative regulation of DNA replication; telomere maintenance via telomerase; negative regulation of telomeric D-loop disassembly. The record is from RefSeq and is a predicted model, not a curated record.